Messenger RNA from Cuculus canorus (common cuckoo), 2639 nucleotides. RefSeq names its product V-type proton ATPase subunit S1. NCBI's taxonomy places the organism in Eukaryota, Metazoa, Chordata, Aves, Cuculiformes, Cuculidae. The transcript has 10 exons. Bases 255 to 1649 code for a protein of 464 amino acids. The record is from RefSeq and is a predicted model, not a curated record. Gene Ontology annotation, cellular component: proton-transporting V-type ATPase complex.
CCCUUGUACUAGAAAGUUAGAGAAAUCUGUCUGUGCUUAUACUGCAGAGAGUUUUAUGAGCUGCUUUAAUCGCCAUACUGAAAGUUACUGAAAGCAUAACCCGCAACUUUAAGCUGAGGAAGUUGUAUUUUGUAAGUUCCCACUGUCGUUAGAGAGCAGCCUCACCCAGCAGCCUGCCUGGAUCCGGAUGGCUGCGGCUGAACCAGGAAGCGCAGCUGUGCAAACGCUCGGACUGUGCAGCUGGCCAGUUCCGCAUGCACUUGCCUGCAGUCAUGACACAGCUCUGCUCUGCUGCUCCAGCCCCGCUGCUCUGCACCCUCGCAGUGCUGUUCAAACUAGCUCUGUCCGUGGACCAUGUACCGAUGCUGCUUUGGUCAACUCAGAGAUCACAGUGGAAUCAAGACACAGCUUUGCACGAAGGACAUGUUGUCUCAGCACAGGAACUGACUGGACUCUUGCAACCUGUUUUUGGCCCGAAUUCCAGAAACCUCAUCUUGUUCCUGCAAGACACACUUAGUAUAGAUGAUUUCACAUACUACAGUGAAUCCUACGGUGACAAGAAUCCAUUUCAAAAUGUUCAGAAAAAUCUUCAGUCUUCUCCUUCAUCUUUAGUUUUGCCAGCUGUUGACUGUGAGGCUACCAGGUAUCUUCUGAGCUUUCUUCAGGAGCUGGGAGUUGGGAAGUUAACAAAUGUAACUAAUCUUGAUGUCUCUCAGCUGGAAGCAAAUACAUCUAAACCAAACUUCCUGAUUGUUCAGCUACAUCCACUUGCCAGCAGUUUAAAUGAGAUUUCCACCCUCGAAGCAAUUGCUGAAAAUGACAAAAUAAUUGGAAGACUGACCAUGGAUCUGCAGGAACGAGGGAUUCAUUUUUCAGUAAUUUAUACUGCAGUGAGACCUUCAAGGAUUUCUAGAAGAACUGAUGUGUUGGGGGAACUAAGAAGACAAUUAAUGGCCACUGAAGAAGAAGACAGUUUGUCAUAUCCUCCUCUGAAUGUGACUACUGGAAAUCUUACAUGCAUCCUUUUCUACGCUAGUAAUUUCAGCCUCAAAGCAAACAAUUCAAUUCUUAUAGAUUUGACAAAUGCAACAUUUGUAACCCAGAAUGUGGAUGCUUCUUCCUCUGAGUGCUCAGACAUCAACACAACACUGUCAUUAAAAUACACAAAGCCAGUGAACGGAAUCAGCAGCCUAGAGAUAAGGUUUUUAAUGACCAACAAGUUCUAUGAAGGGUCAGCUAGAAACUGGUCCACUUUAGAUUCAGUUGAGAUUGUACAGGAUGAAGAAAAGUUUGCUAAAUUCAGUGUUUCUGUCAUCUCUGCUCCUGCAGAGUAUUCAUUUCAUUGUCAGCUGGUGGGAACAAGCAAUCUCUAUCCUGCAAGGCUGAUUCCAUCCAAUGAUGAGGCAAAAAACUGGGAUGUUUUCAUUUCCAAGUUGCAGAUUCAAGGCUUCAACAUUGAAAACAACCAGUUUUCCUAUGCAAGUGACUGUACGGGCUUCUUCACUCCUGGAAUCUGGAUGGGCUUGGUGACAUCUAUAAUUUUACUUUGGAUCCUCACCUAUGGAAUCCAUAUGAUCAUGCAGCUCACAACAAACAGCAGAUUUGAUGAUCCCAAAGGUCCAGCCCUGUCAGUUCCUCAGACAGAAUAGCCGUGGACUGAUUUAAUGCUGCUACGGCUUCUCCUGGUCUGAUAUUUAUAAUUUUUAUUACAUAACCUAAAGAUAUCGUAGCAGAAAGGGGUAAUUAAACUACUUAUAAGAAGUAUUCUUGUGCUUGGCAACAAUAAUAAUUCUACUUGUUAUUACUGUAACUUGUUGAUAACCAUCUUUGUGAAAGGUCUGAAGAGACGCUGUAGAGGUUAUUACUGUGUCUGGCUAUUAGAGAGACCAGAACAAAUUGCCUUCUGUUUAGCUGUUAUUGGCAAGAAAGGACAUAACAAAUAAAUGUGAAGGAUAAAUAACUUAUUUGAUAGGAAGCUAUAUAUUGAAACUACUGGACUCUCUAAAGGCUCUUUUAGUAAGUAUAUUAUUUUAAUGCUACGUCUUAGGAGGACUGAACCGUGUCUUGUCAUUUUUUUCUCUUGAGAAAAACAUUCAGAAAUGUGCAGAACUAAUAAAAGUCUUGUAUAAAAGUAUAAAUGGUCUUGAAAAGUCUUUACAAAACACCUCCCUUUGUUCAGAUGUGGUAUCACAAAUGUGAACAGUUGGAUUAAGGCUUAUCUCCCCUCUAAUGCGAGUUUAUAUCUGUGACAAUUAUGUUGGGUAAGGGUAAUUCAUGUAUUUGGUAUUUGGGCAGCUGAUGAAGUUACUAAGCAAGAGAGGUCUGUGUCCAAACCGAUGGCAAAGUUGUAUUUGGUGUCAUGGCAAUGAGUGCAACUUUUCAAGCUUGUAAUCUAAGAUGCAGAGAGCAUCGUAACAGAGAUAGGUAAUUUUAUUAACAUCCCCCAUUUUCCAGCUAUUUUUGGAAAAAUGAUGAAGUUUGUACACAAAAGGAACCAAAAGGAUGUAUAAAGUCACUAGAGGCACUGUGCUAAUGUACUGUUUAAAUCUGAGCAUGUUUAUGGUCAUCUCAAUGAUUCCAGAAGCCUGGAGGCAUUCAAGAUGUGCUGGGUUCUUUUGCAAUUAAUAAAAGACGCUAUC